Molecule: messenger RNA, 1286 nt
Organism: Desarmillaria tabescens
Lineage: Eukaryota; Fungi; Basidiomycota; Agaricomycetes; Agaricales; Physalacriaceae
Exons: 3
Coding region: 45-1169 (374 amino acids)
Source: RefSeq, a predicted model, not a curated record
GUUGUGUAUCGGUUCGUCACCUGGCCUGUUGAAGCGAAAUCAUAAUGACGAGCAGAUGCAAGAGGAAGACGUCUCCAGGAUUAUCAGACCCUCCAAAUCCAACAAAGAAGGCAAAGAACAACUCUGACGAGGAGAGCUUGCAUGCCUUUCAGCGUCUUCUUGACUUCUCUCAUCUUCAGGAGCCGUCAUCUAUCCGACAACGUUUCAGUGAUAUUAGCUCUGCGCUACUACACAACUUUCUCAUUGUGGUUCAGACGCGUCUGGGAUCAGACAGAGAGUUAGACUUCGUAGAAACCAAACUUCAAAUCAUGGAGAUGGAGUUUUAUUUCUGGAAUUCAGCUUGCCAUCGUGACCCGUUUACUCACGGAAGCCAGGAGCAGAAAACCGCAGGUCAAUGGUAUUUUCACCGCACUCCAAGACGGUCUGACGAUUCUACGCAGACUCUGAUUAGCACCUCUGGAUAUAGAGGCGGGACGCGCAAGGGAUUGGAUCUCACGAUAAGCUGCAACGCCCCUACCAAAUCACCAUACUUUUCUUCAGGGUCGCGUCCUGACGAGAACCAAGCAUACGGCGGCGUGCUUUUACGCACCCUCCGUAACUUGAGUUCUGGAACAGUCAUCUCUGGUCCGUCUCUUCUAGUGGAUCAUAUCCUACAUCUCAGCGGGGCAGAAAGGAUCUCAGACCUGGUCGAGAAUCUCUGGGAGAGCGACAUUAACGCGUUCAAAAGCGCAUAUGCUGGUGAAAGAAAAACGUGCAUGUUCCUUUGCCCAAUCCCAAUCGUAAACCACACACCCCACAUAUAUAAAUCCCCUCGCAUCGGCCUCGAUCUCUCCCAUCCUGGCACCACAGCAUCUCUUACCCACCCCCGGGUGGAUUUCAUAUCCCAGCCUUACCGCUAUUUCGUUCACCCCGAGGAAUUGACAGCAAAUGGACGAGCACAGACACUUCUCGGUGUUCUCCCACGCAAGGAGCUCUCUGGAUUGAAGGACAAGACCUUGAAUGCCUAUAUGGCAGAAUAUCAGACCGGCUUGGAUGGAAACGCGAAGCUGGAAGAAUUCGUGGGUGCGCGAGGGAAAGGCGUUUCGUCGUCCCCGGCAAAGUACAUGAAAUUGAUGGGCUAUAUUGAAGCACUCAAAAAUGUACACUCUGGCAAUAGCCAGGCGAGCUGAAUUGCGAAGGGCAACGAAAAACAAGUCAAUUGAUUACGAGGACGCUUUCCAUGCCAAAACCGUUCCCAUAUUUCAGGUCCACGAUUCACUUGCAGUUCAUGGGAACCCCAAUCGAGA